Procambarus clarkii (red swamp crayfish) is the source of this 5225-nucleotide messenger RNA. The record is from RefSeq and is a predicted model, not a curated record. Lineage: Eukaryota; Metazoa; Arthropoda; Malacostraca; Decapoda; Cambaridae.
CGCCAGUGUUUACCAACACCCGCUAGUGACAGGUCACGCCCUCGCUCUCCUCCUGUCACCUGACCUCCCAGGUCACGCCCUCGCUCUCCUCCUGUCACCUGACCUCACAGGUCACGCCCUCGCUCUCCUCCUGUCACCUGACCUCACAGGUCACGCCCUCGCUCUCCUCCUGUCACCUGACCUCACAGGUCACGCCCUCGCUCUCCUCCUGUCACCUGACCUCACAGGUCACGCCCUCGCUCUCCUCCUGUCACCUGACCUGGCAGGUCACGCCCUCGCUCUCCUCCUGUCACCUGACCUCACAGGUCACGCCCUCGCUCUCCUCCUGUCACCUGACCUCACAGGUCACGCCCUCAUUCUCCUGUCACCUCCCUCUCUGACCUGACAGGUAAUGGCUUCGCUCUCCUGUCACCUCCACUCUGACCUGACAGAUCAUGCCCUUGCUCUACUUCUGUCACUUCCACUCUGACCUGACAUGUCAUGCCCUCACUCUUUACAUGUGACCUUGCCUCCCCUCUAAUGUGUCCUCAUCCCUCAUCUUCCAUCUGACCUCACACAUCACUCUCUCUUUGCAACCCUCCCCUCCUGACCUUGGUCACCCUGACAUCUGACCUUGCUUCAUACCUGCUUGAUGGGGUUCUGGGAAUUGUUCUACUCCCCAAGCCUAGCCCGAGGCCAGGCUUGACUUGUGAGAGUUUGGUCCAACAGGCUGUUGUUUGAAGUGGCCCGCAGGCCCACAUAUGCACCACAGCCCAGUUGGUCCAACACUUCUUGAAGAAAACCAUCUGGUUUUCUCUUGAAGAUGAUGUCAGUUCCUCUGGCUUGCCAGCAGUCCUUGCAUUGCCUUCCCUCUGACCUCACAGGCUUUCACCUCUGAUUUCAAUACUCUUCUAUUUGGUCUCACUCACCUGCAUCUCUUAACAUUCCACCUCUGACUUCUUGUUUUCUGAAGUCGGAUACUUGCCAGGUUUCACCUCCCACCGGGAACUACCUCUAGUUUUUAUUUGUAUUUGUAAUUAUAUACAGUGCUGUAUAUAUAAGGUAUAAUAGGUUGUGAAAGUACAUAUGUUGGUGAUUAAAUGCCACAUUCUUGCAGAGCCACUCCUGAAACACUGUAUUAGUGGCUUUAAGCAUAGUAUAUACUAGCUCUAUCUAGAAAUCCAACAUUCUGUUUCUUACUCAUUUUGUAUGUAUGUACUUUUACCUUAAUAAACUAUUUAUUUAUUUAACAUUCAUGGCAUUUUGAGUAAGUCCACUCAAGUCAUCCCCACCUUUCAAUCUCGCAUCAUGCCCAAACUUGCUGUCUCUUCUCCCCUGAGAGCUGAGCUCAUCUUUGCUCUUGCUGCUAACCUGACCUCUGGACCUCUCAUGUUAUGCCCUCACUUUUGAUCUAACUCCUGAACUCUCCACUUCUCUCACUAAUGACUUUGCCGCUCACCUCCCUCUUGCCCUCCUGCUAACUUUGUCUCAUAAUCUGCAUGUUUUGCAAAGAGCAAGAGGAGUUCUAUGAACACUGUCAAGUCUGUGAUACGUUGUGUGAUCAGUGGAACAGAAUACAUGUAAAAUGCACACAUUAAAGAAUCUUGACCUAACAUAGUCUAGUAUAAUACUAAUCACACCAUGGAUCGAAGUGCCAUUGAAAUGUUGAGCGCUUCUCUGGUUCGAGAGUAUCUUGCCAAAAAGAGGUUGAAGAAGACACUACAGCAACUAGAUGAGGAGCAAAGUGGGUAUUCCACGUGUGUCCGCAACCGCCUGAAACUUAUGAAAGCAUUGCACAUUGGCAAACUCAUGAAACGCAACAAGGAGCUAGAUUCUGCACUGGAUUCAAUGGUUGAGGUCAUCGUUCACUUCUUGCUUGACCAUGCACAUACAUCCAGAAGCCAAGCACAAGCCCCACAGAAUGAUCAUGUGUGUGAGAGGAAAGAGGACCAACUAGUCAAAGCCUCUGAUGUUGAUAAUGCUAUUUUUGUAGAAGUUUAUAGUAAUAAUGUGCCCACUAAUGUUGGCACUAAUGAAAUCUUGUUUGCUGCAAAUAAAGUUGGUGCUCAGUAUGGAAAUGAUAACAAAUCAGGUAGUGAUGUUAAUGAACAGUGCCAAUAUUUCAGCCAAGUGUGUGAUAGUAAUGAGCAAUGUAACAAAAAUAUGGAGCAGUGUACUCCCUUUAAAGUACAAGCAAAAAAUACAACAGAUAUACGUCAAAGUGAAUAUGAAUUGAGGGAAUAUUUAGCUAGCAAGGAUUAUAGUGGAAGGGAUAAUGAUAUCAAGUGCUCACAACCUGUUGCCAAUAUAUUAACAUGUAAUGAAUCCGGUGAAUCUUCAUCGAGGGAAUCGGACACAGAUUCUGAGGCUGAAUCAAGUGUUUCAUCAGUUGUUGAUCUCCUCAUGGAUGUGCCAGAUGGAUGUAGGAAUCCUAAUGGUGUAACAACAGACAUGAUAUUUAGUGUGUCAGACUUGCCUCGACUACAGACUCCUCGCGUGUCUCGCACUCAACAAGAAGUUAAUGUGAUUGUUGCAUGGACAGAGGAAAGUGACAAUGAAGAAACAGAGAUGUGUACAAAUCGUGCUAUAGGACACAUGAAAUGUGAAAAUUCAAGCGAAGAACUUGAGGCAAGUGAAAAGUGGGCAAGUGAAAGACCAGAAAAACACGAGAAAGCUAAUAACAUUUCACUAAAAGAAGCACGAGAAUGCGAUCAAGAAUUUCCACCUCAAGAAGAGGUGGGUUCGGCUGCCCCGUCCCGCCUGGGAGUGGGAACACUGUCCCGCCCAAGCACGCAGGAGUCAACACUCACCUCCCAGCAUCUCUUGUGGCUGCAAGAAAACUCCCGCGAUGGAGGGAUUACGGGAGGUAUCCUCCGUCAUGGCAGAGCAGGAAGUGGCAGCAGCGGAGAGAGCGACAAGAGGUCACCAGAUCUGCUGCAGCUCAACACCCGCGGAUCCACCCUCAACACCAGUCAAAUUCUAGACAGCCCGCUUCGGACUUACCGCUCUAACACCCAGCUGCAAAAUAAUUCCAUCAAUCCUCUGAAGUCAAACAACAAUGGUUACAUUUCAAAUGGCUCCAUAAAUGGCCAUACUUUUAGGAAUGCCAUUGUGCACAAUGGCUCGGUUCCUUUCGAUAUUCAGGGCAGAAGCGUGUUUGAUAGUGAGGCUGAUGUCGAUAUAGCAAGUGUGGCCGCGCAACGAGACCAGUUGAGAGGUGCAAGGAAUAUACGUGGAAUGAUGGCACCAGUUAUGAGCAAGGAGGAGGAAUCACAUUCCAGGAGUGCCAACCGGAGAAUGACUCUUACCAAACAACGUAGUGAAUCCAUACUUGGAGACCACGAAUCUCAAGAUAUUGAAUUUCCAUCCACUGAAAGUGUGGAGAAUGAUAAUAACAGUGAUGUGCUUGGAAAUCUUGUAGUAAAAAGGAGUGGGGCUGAUAUUAGUAGCCAAGUCCGUGCUCUACAAGCGGGUUUGGUGGGGAUUGGUUUGAGACCACAUGGGGAUUAUCUAAAUGCCGCUAGAUUUGGUGACAUAAUGGCCCAAUCUAUGAGGAGACAGAGUCUGAGGGGCUCUAAACAAAGUCUCUUAGAUGGUAAUUAUGCAAGUUUGGAGUCCAAUACAAGCUCUAGAUUAAGUAUGGGCGAAGCUAGUCCGGAAGGUGACAGAUAUCUCAUUGCUGAACAAGGUUAUAUUACCGCAAAAAGAAAGAACCUGCAAAAAUUAAUUCCAAAUUCCCGUGAAGAUAUACAAAUCCUCAACCUGCAGGGCUUCAUGGAUGCUUCAGGAGCUGCAGGUGAUGGAGGAAGCACCAGUAAGCGAAAACAUAAGAAAAGGAGAAACAAAAGAGCUAUUGAUUCGGGACACCAAGAUAAGGGGAGAGAAACGUAUAAACUUAAUACAAAAUCUAGAAGAAAGAGAAGUCACAGACUUUCUAAGACUCAUUUAAGUGAUGAUGACGAUGAUGGAGAGAUGAUGUUGAAAGAUAUUGAUGAUAUUGAUAACAAAGUUGCAGGGCUUGUUUUAGGACCAGAAAAUAUAUGCAAGGAAUCAUCAGGAAGACCCAUCACCUUGGACGAAGCUAGCCACCUAAGAAGUAUCCUUACUGGAAGUCCUGCGCAGCCUCUUCCAACUGAAUGGUUGUCUCAAAACUUUAAACAAAAUUCCAAUCCAAAUUUAUCAUAUGGACUUAUUCAAAAGAAGGGUGGACCAUGUGGUGUGUUGGCAUGUGUCCAGGCAUAUAUAAUGAAGUGCUUAAUUUUUGGUACAAGUGUGGCUCCCAACACGAGCCCUAUAAGUCCUCUACGGCCAUCACAGAGGGAGUGGUUGUGGGCCUUAGGAGUAGCAAUUACCGAGAUUCUCUGGAAAGCUGGCCAGGAACAGAGAGCAGUGCUGGCAAUGCCUGGUUCUUUUGCUCAUUUUACGGAGCAUGGCAUUGGUCGCUACAGUCAGGAUGGAAUGACAGAGAAUCUUACUUUGCAUGAGUUUGUAGAGCUGAGAGACCUGUAUGAUGCCGUCACUCGGCACAUCUCUGCUUUUACCUCAGAGAACAGUUCAGGCUGUGUCAUUCUCCUGUACUCUCUUAUAUUUACCAGAGGAAUGGAAAACAUUCAAGCUGAUAUGGACUCUGAUGGAGGACAUCUUAUAAAUGCACAUGGAUACUCUUCCCAAGAAAUAGUAAAUCUCCUUCUGACUGGAAAAGCUUUCACCAAUACUUUUGACGGAGAUCAGAUAUUAGGAAAUACAGCUAGCGAGUCAGUUGUACUUCAUGGCAUCACUCAUAAAUCAGAAAUUGGUCUCUUAUCACUUUUUGAACAUUAUGAUUGUUUCAAGGUUGGUAAUUUCUUGAAGAGUCCACAAUAUCCAAUAUGGGUGGUAUGUUGUGAGAGUCACUACAGCUGCUUAUUUAGCCGCGAUACAUCUGUGACGUCAGACACGCCUUCAGUUUCCAAGUUUGACAUCUAUUACUAUGAUGGGCUUGCACUUCAAGAAGAUGAGAUAAGACUUACUAUUGAUCUGAAUGGUGAUGAGAAUGAUUUGACCAUUAUCCCUCCGCUGGAGCAUUGUAUCAGAACCAAGUGGAAAACUGCUUCAGUAAAUUGGAAUGGUACAGAUCCAAUUUUAUAGAAAAUUCAUGCAAUUGCUAGUACUGUAGUUAUGUCAUAGUCACACCUUGACAAAUAUUCAUGCUGGCUUCAUUAAUAUGAAGAUUUAAUGAUGUACAAUACAUUAAAUUGCAUUCUCAA